Vitis riparia (riverbank grape) is the source of this 1170-nucleotide messenger RNA. Its product is annotated as GDSL esterase/lipase At5g03610-like. The transcript is spliced from 7 exons. Gene Ontology annotation, molecular function: hydrolase activity, acting on ester bonds. Bases 1 to 1170 code for a protein of 389 amino acids. The record is from RefSeq and is a predicted model, not a curated record. NCBI's taxonomy places the organism in Eukaryota, Viridiplantae, Streptophyta, Magnoliopsida, Vitales, Vitaceae.
AUGUCUGCUGCAGGGGCUUAUGUAGAUGCUAAUCGCUCCAUCAAACUUUUUGUGUUUGGGGACUCGUAUGUUGAUACCGGGAAUAGGAAUUUCACAGCUAGUUCAUGGAAGGAACCGUAUGGAAUUACUUAUCCUCGUAUACCUGCUGGUCACUUCUCUGACGGCCAAGUCUUCACUGAAUACAUAGCUUCACGGAUGGGCAUAAAGUCUCCUACACCAUAUAGAUUUAGAAAAAAAAGACCCAUAAAAUAUGGAAUGAAUUUUGCUUAUGGAGGGACAGGCGUCUUCGACACACUGGUUGCUGCACCAAACAUGACAAAACAAAUCGAUUUGUUUGAACAACUCCUUCAAGAGAAAAUCUAUACCACAGACGACCUUAAGUUCUCCACUGCUCUGGUAUCCGCUUCUGGCAAUGAUUAUGGCAUCUACCUUGCUAGAGGUGGAAGUCUUGAGGGUUUGCCAGCCUUCAUUGUAUCUGUUGUUAACCAGCUUGGCUUGGAUCUACAACGUAUUCAUGAUUUGGGAGUGCCGAGAGUAGCCAUUAUGGGAAUACAGCCUCUUGGAUGUUUGCCUCAAUUUACAAAGGAAAACUCAUACGAGAUAUGUAAUUCAACAGGAAACUUGGUUGCACUGUUUCACAACCUAUUACUAACUACUAUGGUAGAGGAGCUGAAGCCUGAAUCUAAAUUUGUGGUGCUUCAUAUGUACGAUGCAUUCAUAUCUGCAAUGAAGAAAUUUGAAAACGAAACAGAAACUUCAAAGUCGAAGAAUCCAUUGAGGCCAUGUUGCACAGGUAUAACAAGCGAAUACAGGUGUGGGGACGUAAAGAACGGGGAGAAGAAAUACAAUGUAUGCAGGGUUCCGAAGUUGGCAUUCUUUUGGGAUUCGUUUCACCCUACACAAGCGGGCUGGGAUGCAGUUGUGUCAGAGCUAGGAUCUUCUAUCGGCCUAAAGGCCAGGUUCAUAGCUGGGAGUAAUGAAGUCAACCUCAGUGAGUCCAAGAGGGUGGUUCCACUAAAUACAUGGAUUCCAAUAUCCAAUUUCAAGCUGGCUUACAAUCUUCUGCGCCGUCCUGAUGGCACCUUUAAUCGCCACUUGGCUGAGCUCCUUGACAGGAAAGUCCCUGCCAAUGCAAACCCACUAAAUAUAUCAAUAUAUAUUCAAAAUUGA